AUGCAUCUGGUAGCGCACACCGCCCAGCGCGCCACACCCUCUAUCAAAUCGACGAAAAUUCCAGUGCGAUUCGCAAACAAGAAAACUAGAGAUACGGAGAGAGUAUUGGCACAUAAGGACCACUGUAGACCUCCCUAUCCACACCCGAUUUUCGUGUCACAAGGCUCUCAUAUCUCCACCAACCCUGAUCACCUAACACUUUCCGGUGGCGACAAUACCAUGUCAACCCAGGCGUCGCCUCUUGCCCUGAAGCCCUCCUCCGGCUCUGAGUGGACCACCACACAAGCAAAUCAUUUUUGGGCCACGCUUAAACUUCUCGUUGCGCUGAACCUUGCGCACGCCCCAUGCAUUGAUGACGGCAGAGUAAACACCGUCAUCCUCUCCCACCAUUCGGAGCGCUAG
Messenger RNA from Coccidioides immitis RS, 402 nucleotides. RefSeq lists its product as uncharacterized. NCBI's taxonomy places the organism in Eukaryota, Fungi, Ascomycota, Eurotiomycetes, Onygenales, Onygenaceae. The coding region runs from base 1 to 402 and encodes 133 amino acids. The transcript is spliced from 2 exons. The record is from RefSeq and is a predicted model, not a curated record.